GUGUCUGUUUAUGUGCGGACUCGGCUGUGUGUGGAUUCCCUGCACAGGUUCGACGGCUCUUAUUGCCGCCGGGGUAGACCUGUUUGUGCGCAAUCAUGAGGGAGAAUGUCUGCUGCAUCUGGUAGCUGAGGUGGCUUCUAGACACCAUCGGACAGGGCACGAAGAGAAGCUGGUCGAGUCGUUUACUUAUCUUAUGGAGCUGGGGCUGGACCCUUUGCUGGAAGAUAAUAA
Penicilliopsis zonata CBS 506.65 is the source of this 231-nucleotide messenger RNA. RefSeq lists its product as hypothetical. The annotation marks the transcript as partial. Lineage: Eukaryota; Fungi; Ascomycota; Eurotiomycetes; Eurotiales; Aspergillaceae. The transcript has a single exon. The record is from RefSeq and is a predicted model, not a curated record.